Messenger RNA from Populus trichocarpa (black cottonwood), 1311 nucleotides. Its product is annotated as protein TIC 20-IV, chloroplastic. The coding region runs from base 78 to 998 and encodes 306 amino acids. NCBI's taxonomy places the organism in Eukaryota, Viridiplantae, Streptophyta, Magnoliopsida, Malpighiales, Salicaceae. The record is from RefSeq and is a predicted model, not a curated record. The transcript is spliced from 3 exons.
UCCGUAUCUUGCAUGAAAAAGGAAACACCUAUAUUUUUUAAGAAAGUGGGAGAAGAGAAAAACGCGACGCCAGGAGGAUGUCCGCCACCGCAACCGCAGCCCAACACUUGUCAAAGACUUCUCCGCUUCUCGCUCCUGCCGUCGUCGCUGCGUAUGCUGCUUACCGAUAUAAGAGUGAGCUUGCAGAUGGAUGUCAGGAGAUCGUAGGGGCUAAUAAGCCCUUCUCAAGUAGCUCCAGUGUAGCGUGUGAAUCUAACUUGCCUGAAUGGCCUACUUUGUCGAUCAGCAGAAGCUCACGUUUCAGAUCUCAUCAACAGCUGCCUUGCUGGUCUUCUAAAGAGAACACAAUGUCACAUGUUUUGCCUGCGCACUCUUCAAUGUUUGGAGACAUCGAAGGUUUAUUAGAUACAAUACCCUGGUCACCUGCACAGCGAAGAUCCAUAACGCCCCCCAGAGCAAUGCAUAAGAACGAACUUUUUGGUUUUCGCUACCCUGUAUUAGCUGAGAAGCCUGAAUGGUGGUGGAGAACGCUGGCAUGUGUCCCUUAUUUGAUUGCUUUGCAAAUAUCAGAUACAGGAUAUUUCAUCCAACCCUUCCUUGAACACUACGAUGUCCUUGGAGAUUUGAUAUACUUUGUACCAGGAGCGAUCACGAGAUUACCUGUCUGGUUCUCUAUGAUAUAUUGCUACUUUGCUUACAUUGGGAUCGUGAAGAACAAAGAUGUGCCUCACUUCUUUAGGUUCCAUCUGAUGAUGGGCAUGCUAUUGGAAACAGGCCUACAGAUCUUGUGGUAUACAAGUAAUUUCUUUCCUCUCAUACACUAUAAUGGUAUGUUUGGGAUGCAUUACUGGGCAGGCGUGGGACUUGCCUACAUUGUGAUCUUGUUGCAGUGUGUAAGGUGUGCUCUUGCAGGCGGUUAUGCUCACCUCCCUCUUGUUAGUGAUGCUGCAUAUAUUCAUACUUUGUUUAACAUAGGAGGGUACCAACGACCUUUCUAGAUUUCUUUCUUAUGAAAAGAGGAAGAUCCACAGAGCUUGCAUCUUCAGGUUGGAGGGACUACGAUCCAAGAAAGACAAUGUGAUACACACUCAACAUUGAGAAACGAAGAAUAAGAAGUGGGAAGAGAAGGGAGCAGGGCUGGUUAGUCUAGAAAAAAAAAGUUGUAUUCUACCAUAUUUUAUAUUGAUUACCUCAAUGAUUCUGUAUUCCUAAUGUGUGUUUGAGAAGAUAUUUAUGGUCGAUGUUAGGAUGCUGCAGUAGAUGCAUAUUAUUUGUUGCAUUAUAAGGCCUAGUAAUCCAGAUGUUUGAUGA